Molecule: messenger RNA, 1599 nt
Organism: Lolium perenne
Lineage: Eukaryota; Viridiplantae; Streptophyta; Magnoliopsida; Poales; Poaceae
Source: RefSeq, a predicted model, not a curated record
AUGUCCGGGGCCAGGAUCUUUGACCGUGCCAGGACCCUGCUCCUCGCCGCAUGGAUGGUGUGCUUCGACAAGCUCGACGUCGCCAAGGCCGUCUUACCGGACAACGGUAGGAUGGUCGUGUUCCAGGCCAAGCAGGCACGGCUCUCGCUGCCGCUGGAGCUUCAGAUCGUAGCAACGAACCUCCCACCCCGCGCGCAACCCACCUCCCGCCCCGCGCGCCUCCCACCUCCCGCGCACGCGUCCGCCUCCCACCACCUCCCGCGCGCCCCGGCUGCCGCCGCCACUCCGCUGCCGCGCGCCCCCGGCGACCGCCGCCACACCACCUGCCGCGUCCCCCGGCGACCGCCGCCCCCACCACCUGCUGCGGCCCCCGACGACCGCCGCCCCCCACCACCUGCUGCGCCCCCCCCGGCGACCGCCGCCCCCCACCACUGCCGCACCGCCCGGCGACCGCCGCCCCCACCACCUGUCGCGCCGCCCGGCGACCGCCGCCCCACCACUGCGCAGCGCGCAGGCUUCCGCCGCCCCGUCACUGCGGCGCGCAUGACCUCCACCGCCCCCCACCUGCCACGCGCACGGCCCCCGCCGUCCCCACCAAUCGUCGGAGGCGCCACUGUCGCCCAGGGAGUCUACCUCCCGCCCCUGCUCCCGCCUCCUCCGGCGGCGCCCCAACCAGACCGAGACCCGUCCAGGCACCGCAUCCACCACUCUCCCCUCCAGCCGGAGCCAACGCUGCACGCGGCGGACCUCGCCAACUCCAGGCGCCCACCCACGUCCAGCAAGCCCCAGCCCAGAUCGGGCCCAGUAAGCCCAGAUCUGGCUCGCACUCCAGCCUCCGCUCUCCGCCGCCGGGUGACCCAGACCUUGCCGAGCUCAAGGCGGCGAACCUCUACUCACCGAGGGCUCUCCCUGGCCGAGCUUCUCCUCGCCGCCGCCUCCAGCACCGGCCGCGCCCGACUGCCUCCCGAGGGCGCCUCCUCUCCUCUCCGCCCGAGCUCUCCGCAGCAGGCCUCGCCGGACUCUUCCCUCCCGCCCAGGGACAGCAGCCUCCACUCAUCUCCGAUCGGGCCCGUAGACCCAGAUCAGGCCCGCUCCGACUCCUCCCUCUCCCCACGCCAGCGCCGCCAGGAGAGCUCCGCGCGCACCGAGGACACGGGAGCGACGGCCUCUGCUCGCCAAGGUUCUUCCUUGGCGGAGACUCUCCGCGCCGCCGCCUCCCAGUCAAGGCUCGCGAGCGCCUCCGGCGAAGCUGACGCGCCUCGCCUCCGCCUCCCCUCCGCUGCCUACCUCGCCGGGAGCCGCCUCUCCGCCAUGCGCCACCAACCCUCCAGACCCCCAGCCCCGCGCCGCAAGGCCCACGAAGCCUCGCGCCGCCGGUCGCGCUCGCCCACCACGCCGCCCAUGGAGUCCCACCUCCGCACGUCGGGGCCCGCCGGGGCGCGCCCGCCGCACCUGCCGUCUUCGACGACGAGGCGUGGCCGCCACCGCCGGCCCUGGCGGCGGCAGCGGCCGGAGGAGGAGAUCCGACGGCUACUAGGGUUUGGCGUGGGGGGCGCCUCCGGAGCCGCCCGUGCGUGGCGGCCCGGGAGGAGGAUCUGA